AUGCCAGCAAACUACCCUUCAGAUGAAGAGUUGGUUCAAAUGACAACAAUUCAACUUCGGAAUCUUCUUGAAAAACAGGUCAUUUCUCAAGAACAGCAUCGUGAACUUCGUACCCGACGUCGACGUUUGCAAAAUCGCAAAUACGCUCGUCGUUGCGCCAAAAAGAAGCAAACUGAAUCCUUGCGGCAACAGCUUUCGAGAUUGACCACGUCUGUGGACAGAAUCGACCGUCAGAUUGAGAACUUGGCAAAGCUUCGUAUCUCCAUGUCGGAGGCCCCAUUUUCCCUUCGAAUGCUUGCCUCAGACGGCACCGAGCUCGGGCUGGCCCAUUUCAUUUGCCGAGGGACCGCAGCCUCUAUGUCGCUGUUUGGGGAGGGCGAAAGUCCUAGGCGGUCAGCAUCGCGUGGUUUUUGCAGCCCACAAUCGCCCUCGCCACGAACACCCUGUCUGUCUGACACAACUCUAGUUCUCGUACCCCCAGCCGGCGGUGGAGUCAAACAUUUCGUUCGGAGUACUAUGUCUGGCUAA
Molecule: messenger RNA, 528 nt
Organism: Mesocestoides corti
Lineage: Eukaryota; Metazoa; Platyhelminthes; Cestoda; Cyclophyllidea; Mesocestoididae
Source: the annotation of a GenBank genome assembly